UACGAGUUCGAUAUCCAGUCAGAAGAAGUAAAGUUAGUCCAGUUGUUGCAAGGAUCGGCGGUAUAUGGCUUGCUACAUUAUGAAGAAAAGCAAGAAUUGCAGCACUACAUCGUAAUGUUGAGUGCAGAAACGUCGCCAAAGAUCUAUCGGUGGCUGAACAACCACCUCCUGUUGUGGCAGAUGUUGCCCACAGAUUCUUCGAUUCAGGAGGGCAGCAAUGUCCAAGCCAUCACUUUAAGUUUUGUAGAAAGUGUUCUCCUCCUUACCAAUGGCGGCAAGAUCACAAUGUACAGGGACGACAAACAUGGACAGAUGGUCCCCACAUUCGAGACUGAAGUCGCCUGCUCCGCCGUCGAUGACCUGUCUGUCAUGGAUAUAAAUAAGGAAUAUGUGAUGGGUUUUAUUUGCGAGAACAUUUCGGGCGGCACAACGAUGAUGUUUCGAUCUGUUUUGGUGGAACAGAUAGAGCUAGAAAAAGGAACUCCAGAAAUCAUUCACGACUGCCUCCAGGAAGUGAAGAAAGGACUCGAGGAGAGAAAACCAAUCAUAUCGGAAUUCGAGGACAUCCUAGCAAACAAUCGACUAUUGACUACAGACACUAUGCAGACGUGGACAGGACCCGUAUCGUUCCUCGGAGGACUGACUGUGAACGGCACGGCUUCGAUCUUUCACACACUCCAUAUUACGCAGGAAGACGCAAAACCGAACGAGGAAACUUUCGACGAAUUUAUUUCUAAAGCUUUAGAUCUGAAGGAUGAAGUGAAGGCACUGCAGUCUAACAUGUCGGAAAUCCUAUAUCACACGAAGGACCAGAAUCGAACGCUUCAAAGAUAACACAAUUGGGCUUAGUAUCAUAUAUUUGCCAUAGUAUUAUUCAUUUUAUAUUUAGCGUAUUAACUGCAACUUAUUUUCUUUUGUACUUAGUUAUCAGUACCAAAGGGGGAGGAAUAUUAGUUUACCUUUUCCCGUAUAUUCUAAUUGAAUGACGUGCCGCUGUUGGGCAUCAAAGACAUAUACUUCAUAGACGGGCAGGACCAGAAUGCGAGUUCCACCUUUUUCCACGCGAUGAAGGCCGAGCACUUUGUCACGAGAGGCGCGUCGUCCUCAUCCACCGUCAAUGGCCUCUUUACAGAUCAGUAUAUGCGAAAGAGUUUGAUUCACAAGUAGUGUCAGGGCGACACACGUACCCGAACUUGGCAGCAGGGAAUAUCUGUGGCUUGGGUGGCGUAGGGUCGCCACUGAUGAUCAAUGCAAUAAACACUUCAUCUAUAGUUAUGAGAGGCAGUAACGUCACGUUUGUUGAUAAAAAGACAUUCCAGAGCUUCACCGUUCUUCAGCACUCGAAAAUUUAUCUGAUUAAUGAUAUUAAUCUCUCAAGUUUGGCCGAGCGACUUGUUUACAAACACCUCUACAAGACCCAUGUUUUGGAUGGAAACUAUACUCUGGACGCUGUAAGGGUAUCGGGCAAUGUUGACGUGGUA
Penaeus chinensis is the source of this 1481-nucleotide messenger RNA. RefSeq lists its product as uncharacterized. The record is from RefSeq and is a predicted model, not a curated record. Bases 115 to 834 code for a protein of 239 amino acids. The transcript has 8 exons. NCBI's taxonomy places the organism in Eukaryota, Metazoa, Arthropoda, Malacostraca, Decapoda, Penaeidae.